Maudiozyma saulgeensis is the source of this 600-nucleotide messenger RNA. The record is from the annotation of a GenBank genome assembly. NCBI's taxonomy places the organism in Eukaryota, Fungi, Ascomycota, Saccharomycetes, Saccharomycetales, Saccharomycetaceae.
AUGUCGUUCACUCAUUGGGAUAAAGUACAGUGGCCAGAUCAAACCAAAAUUAUAAAAGGCAGAUUAAGAAAUCCAACAAUCAUGUAUAUACAAAAUUUAUUCAAUAAUGUUGGUGUUGUAACAUCUAUACUUUAUGCGAUAUUAGUUAUGGCAAUAAAACCAAUUCUGGUGAAACAAUUUUUACAACGUUGUGAAUUAAAUGGGGAAGCAUUGAUUAAUCUAAGGAAAUUAGUCAUCUCCCUGCAAAAGAAACUUAAGACAACACACAUAGCUAUACUAGGUUAUAACGAGAAAGGAAACUAUAUAGAACGUACAACCCAAACGGAAGAAAUUGAAGAGACUGUAGUUGAUGAUAUGGAAUGUCCAUGGGUAAAAAUUAAUGAGAAUUUACAAGAACUUAAUAAUGAUCUAGAUACAUUUAACAAACUAAAUCAAAACAGAUCUACUACUAAUUUAGACUUUUUCAAUUUGGGUGCAAAGUUAUUGGCUCAGGAUAUCAAUCAUGUUGAUAAUGCUGGACUACUAGCAGAUCAGCGAACUGAAAUGGUAAAUUCAAUACGAGAAAUCAAAGGUUGGUUUGUUGGUGGGAAAAUACGAUGA